Solanum stenotomum is the source of this 3357-nucleotide messenger RNA. RefSeq lists its product as uncharacterized. Bases 1 to 3357 code for a protein of 1118 amino acids. NCBI's taxonomy places the organism in Eukaryota, Viridiplantae, Streptophyta, Magnoliopsida, Solanales, Solanaceae. The transcript is spliced from 2 exons. The record is from RefSeq and is a predicted model, not a curated record. Gene Ontology annotation, molecular function: nucleic acid binding.
AUGACACGCAAAGACGGAACUGAGUCGGGAAAUGACGAAGUCCAAAAUCAAAUGGUUGCACAAGAGUCAGUAUCUGUAGAAGAGGUCAAAAUGUUGAGACAACAGAUGGCCAAAAUGUAUGAAGCUUGGAUGAAUGGGCAGGCUCCCCCAUCUUCUAUUCGGGAAUACCUAAAUGUGAAUAUGCCAUUCCCCAUUCAAGUCUCAACAAGUGACCCAAUUUAUCCACCUGGAUUUGGACCCUACGUUAACACAUCUAAUACUGCUGGAACUUCCUCGGUACACCCGUUGAAUCCACCUAUGAUGAACAAUCCACUCUUCAUGCCAACUGUGCAAACUAAUGCAAUUCCUCAACCAACCCUAGCACAAAAAUCUAAUGAUGAUCCUAUACCCAACUAUCAAUACGGCCAAAGUCAGGCCUCUAAAUUGACUUUCAAAAUUCCUGACUCUUACCACCACACUCAUCAAUAUAGUUCCCCCGUCGAGGUUGAAAAAACCACUAAGGACGAGGAACAUGAAGAAAUUGCAAGAAAAAUGAGGAGUUUGGAGCAAAACAUAAGGAAUACGCAAGGGCUGGGAGGACACAAAAGUGUCUCGUUCAAGGACUUAUGCAUGUUUCCAGAUGUUCACUUGCCUAUAGGGUUCAAAACUCUAAAGUUUGAUAAGUAUAACGGUCAUGGUGACCCAGUGGCUCAUUUGAAAAGAUUUUGUAAUCAGCUAAGGGGAGCCGAAGGAAAAGAAGAACUUCUUAUGGCUUACUUUGGAGAAAGUCUAACGGGUGUAGCCUCAGAAUGGUUUAUCGACCAAGAUAUUUCUCGAUGGCAUGUCUGGGAUGACAUAGCGCAAGAUUUUGUCCAACAAUUCCAAUACAAUAUUGAUAUCGUUCCGGAUCGCAAUUCCCUAGCUAAUAUGAAGAAGAAAUCGUCUGAAAGCUUUAGGGAAUAUGCCAUAAGAUGGAGGGAGCAGGCGGCUAGAGUCAAAUCGCCGAUGAAAGACUAUGAAUUGAUUGAUGUUUUUCUCCAGGCACAAGAACCUGACUACUUUCAUUACCUUCUCGCUGUAAUGGGGAAGCCUUUCGCCGAAGCAAUUAAGAUCGGAGAAGUGGUAGAGAACGACAUAAAAUCGGGUAAAAUUGUAAGCCAGACAGCCAUUAGAGCUACCACACAAGCAAUACAAAGCGGGUCAGGUAAUUUUGUAAAUCGAAAAAAGAAAGAAGAAGGGUCCAUGAUGACGUCUGGAUCGAGAGGUAUUCAAAUGGGCAUGAACCACCCUUAUGUUCAAGUCCAACAAGAACAAUCUAAUUCUCCUCAACACUAUUACACAUCCCAAUAUGUAGUUCUCAACACUCAAGCAUAUGUCCGACCUCCUCAGCGCCAACAAUGGCGGGCACCUGCCUCACAAGGAUUGGUUGAACCUGUCAAUCCCUAUUUUGUCAAUCCGAAUGCAAGAGGCUUUGAUCCAACUGUUAUAUGUGAGUAUCACGCUAACACUCCAGGUCAUAGUACAGAGAAGUGUUGGACUCUAAAAAGAGUCAUUGAGAAGUUGAUUGAGGAUAAGGUAAUUGAGAUACGCAAUGAGGAGGCGCCAAAUGUCACCAAUAACCCACUCCCUGCUCACAAUAAGGAGCAUAUUGUGGGGAUGGUAGACAUUUAUGAAGAUUGUGAGCAAACAUGUAAAACAAAAAUGGGAAGCAGAGAUUCAGAAGAAGAGUCGAAUAUGGUUUUAGAACCCAUACAAAAGGCACCGAUAAUUGUGAAUGGUGCAAGUUCAAAUUUUGGAGACUCGAGAAAACUCGUGUUGUAUGUCCCUGGAGCUAUAAAAAGAAGAGAAGUACCGUUGAAUGGACCAAAAUUAUACGUUCCUGGUAAGCUUCGAGCAUUUGGUCAAAAUCAAGAAAGUGUGAAAGAGCCAAUUGUGAUAAAAAUUGCAACGCAACUUCCGAUGACAAACACCAAGACCUUUCCAUGGAACUACAACAAAGUCGUUGUUACCCACAAGGGAAAAGAGAUUAUUGAAGAAACAAAUGAAACAAGAGGAUUAACUCGUUCUGGGAGGUGUUAUGCUCCAGAAGAAUUAAGAAGAGACAAACAAGCCAAAGAAAAUCAGUUGCCGGUUAAAAAACCUGUCACUGAGGAGGAGGCUGAAGAGUUCUUGAAAAAGAUGAAAGCUCAAGAUUAUUCUGUUAUUGAUCAAUUGAGGAAAACACCCGCUCAGAUAUCCUUAUUGUCAUUCUUCAUACAUUCUAAAGAGCAUCGUGAAGUUUUGACCAGAAUCUUAAAUGAGGCACAUAUCUCAGAAAGUAUCACGGUGGGUAACUUGGAAAAGAUGGCCAACCGAAUAUUUGAGGUAAAUAGAAUCACUUUCACUGAUGAUGAAUUGCCUUUGGAAGGAUCUGGGCAUAAUAAGGCGUUACAUUUAACCGUGAAAUGUGAAGAACACUAUGUGAAGAGGGUCAUGGUCGAUGGAGGAUCGGGUGUAGACAUAUGCCCUCUUUCGACUCUACAAAGGUUGAAAAUCAACACGGAUAGGAUUCGUACUAACAAUGUCUGUGUGCGUGCAUUUGAUGGCGCAAAACGGGACACUCUUGGUGAAAUAUACUUAACUGUUACCAUUGGACCAGUGGAGUUCGGAAUCACUUUCCAAGUAAUAGACAUGGACACUUCUUACAAUCUACUUUUGGGUAGGCCAUGGAUCCACCUAGCUAGAGCUGUUUCGUCUACUCUGCACCAAGUGGUCAAGUUUAAGCAUGAUAAACUGGAAAUCAUUGUCCAUGGUGAAGAUGAUCUCCCAAUCACCCGAGAUCCUUCAAUACCAUGCAUUGAGGCCAAAAGAGGUUGUGAAUCCCUCAACUAUCAGGCUUUUGAGAUUAUAACAGUCAAUCAGUUUUUGGAGGGAAAGCCUAUACCACAACCUCAUCUAUCAUCUGCUUCAGUCAUGGUGGUGUCCCAGAUGGUACAAAACGGCUAUGAACCUGGAAAGGGACUAGGGUUGUCUUUGCAAGGAAUUGUAGAUCCCAUCAAUCCGAUGGGUAAUCAAGAGACAUUUGGUUUGGGUUUCAAUCCAACUAGAUUUGAUAGAAAAUGGGCAAAAGAUCGUAAAAGAAAUGUUUGGAAUUUGCUGAAGCCAAUCCCUCAUAUUGCUCAAUCUUUCGUUAAAUCUCGAGGUGAACUGAGUCCAGACUUCUCUAUCCAGAAUGAUGUGGAUGAAAUAUGUCAAGGUAUCAAGGAAAUAUUUUAUGAUGUAAACAUGACUCAGAUGGGUGAAGGCACUAGUCACAUGGAUGUGCAAUUCAUCGGCCCGAAUGUCCAGCUCAACAACUGGAAAGCGACUCUUCUCCCUACAAGGAGGGAGUCUUGGUAG